AGAAAAAAAGUAACCCACGGCACCGAGAAGCUUUCAGCCUCAAUAUCGUCGUCGUAUCAUCGUAUAUCAAUGUCGUCGGUAAUGUCGCACAAGAUGGCGGCCGGCAACUGCGGCGACGGUCCGCGAGCGCUCAUCGGCCCGUCGAUCCUCAACGCCGACCUCGCCGACCUUGCGGCCGAGUCGAACCGGCUGCUGGAUGCCGGCGCCGACUACCUCCACCUGGACGUCAUGGACGGCCACUUCGUGCCGAACCUGACCAUCGGCCACCCCGUGAUCAAGUGCCUGCGGCGGCGCGUGCCCGCGGCCUUCUUCGACAUGCACAUGAUGGUCGAGCGGCCGGAACGCUGGGUGCAGCCGAUGGCCGACGCCGGCGCCGACCAGUACACGUUCCACGUGGAGGCGGCGGGCGACGUCGCGGCGAUGGUGCGGCACGUGCGCGAGGCCGGGAUGCGCGUCGGAGUCGCGCUGAAGCCGGGCACGGCCGUCGACGUCGUCACGCCGUGGGUCGAUCGCGUCGACAUGGUGCUCGUGAUGACCGUCGAGCCGGGGUUCGGUGGACAGAGCUUCAUGGCCGACAUGAUGGCGAAGGUGCGGUAUCUCCGUGAGAACUUCAAAGACCUCGACAUUGAGGUCGAUGGAGGGGUCGGGCCGGUGAACAUCGACGCGUGCGCCGACGCUGGCGCCAACAUGAUCGUCAGCGGCACGGCGCUGGUGACGAGCAGCGACCCCGCGCAGGCGAUGAUGACGAUGCGCACGAGCGUCACGCGCGGACUCGACGCCUUCAAGAAGGUCUAGCGCGCGUGACGCAGGGCUGUGUGUGUGGGGAAAGGUCUAGCGCGCGUGACGCAGGGCUGCGUGCGUGGCUAGGUUCUCAGCGAGUGGGGCUAGCGUCUAGCGCGCGGUGAAUGCAGUGCUGCGCGUUGGGGCUAGUCUAGCGCGC
Molecule: messenger RNA, 940 nt
Organism: Priapulus caudatus
Lineage: Eukaryota; Metazoa; Priapulida; Priapulimorpha; Priapulimorphida; Priapulidae
Product: ribulose-phosphate 3-epimerase-like
Exons: 2
Coding region: 70-795 (241 amino acids)
Biological process (GO): pentose-phosphate shunt, non-oxidative branch; pentose-phosphate shunt; carbohydrate metabolic process
Cellular component (GO): cytosol
Molecular function (GO): metal ion binding; D-ribulose-phosphate 3-epimerase activity
Source: RefSeq, a predicted model, not a curated record